Molecule: messenger RNA, 594 nt
Organism: Sphenostylis stenocarpa
Lineage: Eukaryota; Viridiplantae; Streptophyta; Magnoliopsida; Fabales; Fabaceae
Source: the annotation of a GenBank genome assembly
AUGGACUCUUCUUCUUUGGAUAAUGUGUAUUGCUUUCUCUUUAUUGUUGAAUCUUCUGUAAGUAUCUCAUCAUUUCUUCUUCAAUAUUGUCAUGAAGUGUUUCUUGAAGAAGUUGAUCUUGAAGAGGAGCUUCAAUUGGCAUUGUUUCAUACCCCAUACGAAAAAAAUCUUUUCCUAGAUCGAGUUUUUGAUGUUUUUGACCAAAAAAGAAAUGGGGUAAUUGAGUUUGACGAGUUUGUCCUUGCACUUAGUGUUUUCCAUCCAUAUGCCCCCAUAGAUGAAAAAAUUGAUUUUGCAUUCAAGCUCUAUGACCUGAGGCAAACUGGAUUUAUUGAGCCAGAGGAAGUGAAGCAAAUGGUUGUAGCCAUUUUGAUAGAAUCAGAGGUGAAUCUUCCUGAUGAUCUUCUUGAAGCAAUUGUUGACAAGACAAUUGCUGAUGUGGAUAAGGACAAUGAUGGUAAAAUCAGCAAAGAAGAUUGGAAAGCUUUUGUGAGUCAAAAUCCAUGCCUCUUAACAAACAUGACACUUCCUUAUUUGAAGGAUAUCACCAGUGUGUUUCCAAGUUUUCUUCUCAAAAUGGAGGCAGAACUUUAA